AUGACUGCUAAGAAAUCCCUGUUGUUACAAAAGGAAAGUCAUAAUUCAAAGAAGUCCGUUUCUAUGCCUGCGCCUCGGUCCCAUAAAAAAAAAGAAAACCCAAAUCCACUUCUUCCACCUAAAAAUGGAGGUAGUGUGAAACGUCAGGUGGUUCCGGCAUCCGUUGUAAGCUCAAAAAAAAGCAUACCACCGAAAACGAAAUCAGUAGCGUCCACUCCCUCCCCAAAGUCGAACCAGGCUAAGCACCCGACCCCUGCACCCAAGACUGCGGUAUCUCACCACGCCAAAAGUCAUGGAAAGAAGGAUAAUGCACAAAAAAAAGAAAUCCCAAAUAACGUAGCACCAUCAUCUUAUCCUGUUCGAUCUCCUUCAAAAGCCCCGACUUUCACGAAACCAACGCCGACAAGUCAGCCCCCACAACCCCCCUCAAACUCCAAUAAACGGGCCCGAGAAGACCCCAAAGAUGAAAGGUGUGGUAAGUUCAACGGUGUGGAGGUAAAGGACACGAAGGCGAAGCCGUCCGCUGGGCCUAUAAAACCGGUCUUGGGGAAAACACACGCGAAUAAAAAGUCCGAACCACCCCGCCCGUCCUCACGGCCUUCUUCCACUCCCCCUUCCCAUCAAAAUCGCGAGGGGGGGAAUUAUUCUCAUCCUCUUAUUGAGGUGGAUGAAUUUAUCGGCAAACCCUUCUUUUCUCCUCCUGUGCACGUGAGCCACUAUACCGUGGUUUCGUGGCCUCUUUCGGCAAAUCCGUCCGCGGGGGAGGGGUGCGGGGCAUCCGACGCUAAUUUUGAGGGCCGCAAUAAGUCUUUUUUCCCCGCCAUUGCCUUUUGUUUAAGCAAUACCACCCACGGCGUGUGGUUUCCCCAGGAUGGGAGUUGUCUACAAAUCCUGACCGCCCCAUCCGAUCACCCCGCGGGGGAUCCCUCACAGGUGGAGAGUUGUGUAUUGUAUGUGAACCCCGCAGGGCAUGCGAUGGUGUUUCGCUUGGAAUCGCGUUGGAAAACGACGCCGGCGGAGGGCUCGGCCGGGGGGCUUCCCCCCGGCCUUCAAUGGCUUCUCAUUCCCACCUCUCUACACCACAAAUUCAAACUCCUGCCCGGGGUUCAUCGCUGGGCUGGAGAUUUCGCAAAGGCCACGAGUGCGGGGGAAGGACAGCGAGGACUAAUGACCGAAUUUCACGCGGCGCGUUGGUGGGAUCCGGCGAGGGCGCGGCAAACCUCCUGGCGGAUUGGCAGCCAAGAGGUUUUCUCCUUCGGCCUUCGGGUGGUUUUCGCGCGGGAUGAGGUCAAGAAGGGGAAAUCCGAUAAAACAACCCCACCCCCGGGCGGUGAGCCGCCGCGUUCGAAGUCCGCGGCGUGGAAAACUCCACCUUUUCGACCGGAGCUUUCACCGGACCUGCGGUGGUUUAUUCCGUACGUUUGCACAGCGCAUCUGCCGCCCUUUUCCAGCGGCGAAAAGGGUGGCGGCCUCACCAAGGAGGAUCAUAUGCCGGGAAAUCGAGCGGCGGCCACUCCGAGCUCUCCUCCUCAUUCCCAAAAAGGUGUUUGGGGCCGUGAAAGCCAGGAAAUGGAAGGAUGGGGAAAGGAUUGGGCAAACGGAAGAGCCUCCUCGCGGUUGGAGGGGGAGGAGCCCUGUGCGCGAUUCACAUUGGCGAAUACCUUAGAGCGGUACCCAGACGACUUGUUUUACAUCCAUCCGCGUGAGCAGAAUUUCUAA
Phytomonas sp. Hart1 is the source of this 1719-nucleotide messenger RNA. The record is from the annotation of a GenBank genome assembly. Lineage: Eukaryota; Euglenozoa; Kinetoplastea; Trypanosomatida; Trypanosomatidae.